Boleophthalmus pectinirostris (great blue-spotted mudskipper) is the source of this 1748-nucleotide messenger RNA. RefSeq names its product cytochrome P450 26C1 (gene cyp26c1). Gene Ontology annotation, biological process: sterol metabolic process. The record is from RefSeq and is a predicted model, not a curated record. Bases 1 to 1530 code for a protein of 509 amino acids. Gene Ontology annotation, molecular function: iron ion binding; oxidoreductase activity, acting on paired donors, with incorporation or reduction of molecular oxygen; monooxygenase activity. Lineage: Eukaryota; Metazoa; Chordata; Actinopteri; Gobiiformes; Gobiidae. The transcript is spliced from 7 exons.
AUGUUCCAGUUCGGGGUGCUGUCGGCGCUGGUCACUGCGCUCACGUCUCUGCUGUCCGCGGUGCUCCUGCUGGCCGUGACCCGGUCACUGUGGAGCCUCCGCUGGAGCCUGACCCGGGACAAGGACAGCAGCCUGCCGCUGCCCAAAGGCUCCAUGGGCUGGCCGCUGGUGGGGGAGACCUUCCACUGGCUCUUCCAGGGGUCCAACUUCCACAUCUCCCGCAGAGAGCGCCAUGGGAACGUGUUUAAGACGCAUCUUUUGGGGAAGCCGGUGAUCCGAGUGACAGGAGCGGAGAACAUCCGGAAGAUUCUCCUGGGAGAGCACAGCCUCGUGUGCACGCAGUGGCCCCAGAGCACGCGCAUCAUCCUGGGGCCCAACACGCUCGUGAACUCCAUCGGAGAACUGCACAAGCGCAAGAGGAAGAUCCUGGCCAAGGUGUUCAGCCGUGGGGCCCUGGAGUCGUACCUGCCCCGGCUGCAGGCGGUGGUGAAGCUGGAGCUGCAGAGGUGGUGCAGUGAGGAGGGCCCCGUGGACGUGUACAGCGCCGCCAAAGCUCUGACUUUUCGCAUCGCCAUGCGAGUCCUGCUGGGGCUGCAGCUGGAGGAGGACAGACUCAUGUACCUCGCCCAGACCUUUGAGCAACUCAUGAACAACCUGUUCUCUCUGCCCAUAGACGCCCCUCUCAGCGGCCUGCGCAAGGGCAUAAAGGCCAGAGAGAUCCUCCACGCAAACAUGGAGAAGAUCAUCGAGGAGAAGAUGGAGCGUCCACAGACAGAUGAGGAGUACAACGAUGCUUUCGACUACAUGCUCUCCAGCGCCAAGGAGCACGGCCAGACCCUCAGCAUACAGGAGCUCAAGGAGACAGCGGUGGAGUUGAUCUUUGCAGCCCACUCCACCACAGCCAGCGCCUCCACCUCACUGGUCCUGCAGCUCCUCCGUCACCCAGCCGUGGUGGAGCGAGCGCGGGCAGAGCUGGAGGCUGAGGGUCUGGGAUAUGAGGCCCACCGGAGCAGCUGUCCUCCCCACGCCGAGGUCCCUGAAGUUCCCCGCUCCCACAUCCCUCCCCUGAGCCUGGACAAGCUCAGCCAUCUGCGCUACGUGGACUGUGUGGUCAAAGAGGUGCUCAGAUACUUGCCGCCAGUGUCCGGGGGAUACCGCACAGCCCUGCAGACUUUUGAACUGGACGGUUACCAGAUCCCCAAAGGCUGGAGCGUCAUGUACAGCAUCCGGGACACGCACGAAACCGCCGCCGUCUUCCAGAGUCCGGAACAGUUCGACCCCGACCGCUUUGGCCCAGACCGCGAGGAGAGCCGGGCGUCUCGCUUCAGCUACGUCCCGUUCGGCGGCGGAGUCAGGAGCUGCGUGGGCAAAGAACUGGCUCAGAUCAUCUUAAAGACUUUGGCGGUGGAGCUGAUAGGGACGACCUCAUGGACACUAGCCACAGAGGACUUCCCCAAGAUGCAAACUGUGCCAAUCGUGCACCCGGUCAACGGACUGCACGUCAAAUUCAGAUACAACUACCCCCUUUAGACACUGAGCCCAUGUUGUCAAACACUUUGGUUAAGAGGCUGAUGUGUGACUUGUGAAAAGAGGACAUCUACACGUUCUCGCCGGUGAUCUUCAGAUUCAGUUUGUCACCGCUCUUCAAAUUCAGUUGGACAAAGCUGGUCUGUGAUUAGUGGACAUCUACGUGUUCCUGUAUCUUGCUGAUGUUCUGAGCUAGUCCACCUCACAUUGUGGCCUGUCUA